GAGGAGGGGAGAGAAGCUGGUGAUAGAUAAGAGGCCUACUGGGUUGCACUGCUUCUUCCAGGGCCUGUGACAGGCACAAACGACACUUGGCCUCCUCUGAAGCAGAAGCAGCAUGGUGGUUCUGGCCCUGACCCUCCUUGUGGCCGCCAUUGCUACGUUCUCGCUGGGAGUUCUGCUGUGGGUGAUCUGGAUACAGUUUUGGACUGAACACAUCCCUGAAGGCAUCACUCAUCCUGUGAGGCUGAGGAUCCUCAGCUGCCUUUUACGUCUGACAAUGACAUGGGGGAUGAUUUUUGAGAAGCUGGGACUGUGUUAUGCACCCCAGUUUGCCAGUUUUGUGCAUGAUCUGAAGCCACUCAAGAGAGAUCCUGAUGUUGUGGUCACGGACCUUCGCUUUGGGACAAUCCCUGUGAAACUCUACCAGCCUAAGGAACACUCCUCCACUCUCAGGCCCGGCGUCAUCUUCUUCCAUGGAGGUGGAACUAUCCUAGGGAGCUUAAGAACGCACCACAACAUUUGCUUACGUUUGUCCAAGGACUGUGGCUCUGUUGUUUUGGCCGUCGGAUACAGAAAGUCUCCUAAGUACAAGUACCCAGUGAUGAAAGACGACUGUAUAGCAGCCACCACCCAGUUUCUGAAGUCGUUGCAGGUGUAUGGAGUGGACCCAGCUCGGGUUGUGGUCUGUGGUGACAGCGUGGGAGGGAACGCAGCCACUGUGGUUUGUCAAGAAUUUCUGAAGCAAGCAGAUCUUCCCCGGAUCCGGGCUCAGAUUUUGAUCUACUCUUCACUGCAAAGCAUAGAUUUUCGGGGCCCUUCUUAUCAACAGAACGCCAACAUUCCACUGCUCUCUUGGAAUCUGGCCUUUUACUGUUGGUGUUGUCACUUAGACUUGAGGACUUCCUGGAAAAAUGCCAUCAAGAACGGUACCCAUUUGCCUCCGGAAGUCUGGGAGAAAUACAGAAAGUGGUUGGGCUCAGAAAACAUCCCAGAGAGGUUUAAGAAGCGAGGCUACCAAUACAUACCCCCAGGACCUGUGAAUGAAGACGCUUACCAGGAGAUAAACCUCACACUGAACUCAGUAUGCUCGCCCCUCAUCGCAGAAGAUGAUAUAGUGUCUCGGCUCCCAGAAACCUGCAUUGUAAGCUGCGAGUAUGACCUUCUUCGGGACCAUUCGCUCUUAUACAAGAAGAGGCUGGAAGAUCUGGGGGUGCCUGUGACGUGGCACCACAUGGAGGAUGGCUUCCAUGGAGUGCUUAAUACCCUUGACUUUGGCUUCUUGACUUUCCCUUGCUCCUCAAGAAUUAUGGAUGUGGUUAUCCAGUUUAUUAGAAAGUUGUGACCCUCAUCCCUUCCUGUGGUGGCUCCACCAACCUAGUCUGGGUCCUAGAAGAGUACAAUGUAUGCUCUUUGUGAUGAAUAGAGAAGAGACAGCCUCAGGAGAAUGCAGUGAGACUCCAUGUCCUUGAUCACUCUUGGGGAAAGUCUGAGCUGACCAUCUUCAGCAUCCAUUUGAGAGACUGAAUCUGCAUGAAGCUUGUCCAGAAUCCCCUUAGCUAGAAGUCAGGCUGUCUAGGCUGAUUGAGACUGUAUAACAGAUAGGUAUAUCUGUUAGACUUGACCUGGAAGAAAACAGGUAUGUUGUGUACAGUCUCAUUGAGCUUUGCCAGUGUGGCUCAGGAUGUAGAACUCUGAUGCCCAAGUCUGUUGGGUGGUGGGUGGUCUGUGGUGGUGGUGACACUUUCUGGGUGCCCAACUUGCUUGAACUGAAAGCUAUGAGACAAUGGACAGAUUCUCCCUGGUACGUGGUAUAUAUGGAGACUUUUCUCCUCGUCUGGGCCCAGUGGAACCAUUUCUCUCUGCCCACCAGUCCUUGUAACCACUUAUAACCACUCAGAGGCUCAGUAUUAAUUGUAAUUGUUUGGCCAAUGGCUUACGCAUAUUACUGAGUAGCUCUCCCAAUUAAAUUAACCCAUCUCUACUAAUUCGUAUAUCGUCACAUGGCCAUGGCUUACCAGUGAUACCCUGGCAUGGUACUCCUUUGGCUGCUACAUGGUGUAUGCCUGACUCUGCCUUCUUUCUCUCUGUAUCUUUGGAUUUACCACCUGGCUCUAUUCUGCCUGGUCACCAGGCAAAUCUGCUUUAUUCAUCAACGAAUGAGAGAGACACAUAUUCACAGUGUACGGAAUGACAUCCUACAUCAACAUCUAUAAAGAUGGAUAAAGACAGGCAGAGUUGUAUGCCUAGGAGAACUUAGAAGUUCUGGGUACCAGAGUUGAAUUCCCAACAAAUGGCCCUAAAGUAGUAUCGUAAAUAUUAAGACCAGAAGGAAGCUGAGUUCAACCAAACUCAGGCCACAUUCACAGUGGGAAUUCUAAAGAGAGCCAAGGGAAUAGAUGUGUUAGUGCGAACUAUUUGUUCUAAGACAAAGAGUCAACAAAUAUUGCCCCCAAGUAGCCAUAAAUGGAUUGGCAUAUGUAGCUGUGAAUCUCAGGUAUAAAUCAGAUGUGGCCUGAUAGAGGGAUUUUAAGAUAAGAGCAUUAGCUUACCCUCCCUUAUUUCUGCCCUUAUCUACCCCGUGCUGAACUGUUCGUCUUUCUAUGUGGUACCCCUAACAAUUCCCUACUAAGUUCUUUAAGAGUUAUAUUCAUAUGGGCAUAUCCAUUUUUCUCAGCUGACUCAACAAAAAUUUCAAAGUGAUUUAUUGAUUCUACUGAUUUUCUUGAGCUGUGUGCUGUGGUUACAAACAAAGAAAUAGACUUUGUUUGUAUGACUGAGCAGUCCAAAGUCUAUGCUAUCCUUGGAGUAGAAUAUAUGUAGUUGGCUGUUUUUUUACUCUUUGGUUCUUUGGGAGGCCCAGCACCCAGCUCCCAAAUAAGUCAUAUAGAGUGACUUUCUUUCUCAUAAAUGCUCGGCAUUAGCUUGGCUUGUUUCUUGCCAACUUUUCUUAAAUUAUCCCAUCUACCUUUUGCCUCUGGGAUUUUACCUUUCUGUUUUUGUAUAUCUUUCCUUUCCUUCUUAUUCCAUGUCUGGCUGUCUGGCUAUAUGGCUGUGUGUGGCUGGCCCCUUCUUUUCUCGCCUCUCGAUCUUUGAACUCAUAUUUCUCUUCCUAUUUAUUCUCUCUGCCUGCCAGCCCCAACUAUUUCUCUCUUCCUGCCCGGCUAUUUGGUCAUUCAGCUCUUUAUUGGACCAAUUAGGUGUUUUAGACAGGUAAAGUAACACAACUUCACAGAGUUGAGCAAAUACAACAUAAAAGAAUACAACACAUCUUUGCAUCAGUCCCCAAAUGUUCCACACAUAAACGAAUGUGACACAUCUUAAAACAAUAUUCCACAACAAAUAUGGAAGAGCCUCCCUGGUAUUUGGACUGAGCCAGGGGUGAGGGCAAGGAAGCAGUGAGUACUCCCCUAGUGGAAAGCUAGAUGGGUGUUGGGUGGCAUGAGCAUUCCCUCUACUAUAGAAGUGACGUAGAGGUCCAAUUGAAUCAAGUUUCACUGAAGUGGCAAAAUGUGCCAGAGACAAUAUGACCAACGCUGCCCCUCGGAAGUGAAAAUCCCUUUGAAGGAGAUGACCACAUGGUCCUGCUGUCUUUAGGAGGAUUUGCCCCUUGUUGACCAGCAGCUUUCAAAGGCCAGCACCCAAGUCCACUGACCGUGGAAUCCAGGCAUGUCUUAACUUGCUUUCAAUUGAGUGGACUGAAAUAUGGUGAGGUGGUUUCUUGGGCCAUUCACAACUGGCUAGCAGCUGGCUUUGGAGAAACAUAGGAACCAGCCAUGGAAAAUAUGCACUGUAGGAAGCAAUGGGAUCCUGGGAACCUGGUCCCCUCUGAGACAGGCCUUUGAGUUGAGGCUGAGUGGGUCUUCAGACUGGUGUGGGUUUUGUGUUGUGUUACCCCAGUCACUGGAGGCACAAGGAGUGUGGAUUGGCCUUUUGGAUAUAUGGGUACUUGUCUCUUCUAUUGGGAGGAGGGAAAAUUGAUAAGCUACUGGGAGACUGCCCAGUGGAAAUGGCUGGGGACAUCCUAGGGCUGAGGGUGCAUUUCCACAAUGUCUUUCUUCUGUAGAUGGAGAGAGAAAGGACUUUUACCUUAGUAGCUGGCUGGGGACCCUAGUAGCAAACGUGUACACCUCUCUGCAAACUCAUUCAUCUCUGUCAUCACUGCAACACAUUCACGGGGGCCAAUUCCUUGUGUGCAGAGCAUUGAACCUCCUUGUUCUUUACAUCAGUUCUACAAAUCUACAGAGUAGUGCCUGCUUGCUUGCUCUCUUUCUCUCCCCCCUCUCUCUUUCUCCUUCAUUCCUUCCUUCCUUUCUUCUUUCCUUCUUUCUUUCCAUUUUAAUUUGAGACAGGGUCUCAUCUUAUAGCCCAGGCUGCCCUUGCAUUCAUGGUGUUCCUCUUGCUUGGCUUCAAAGUGAAUAUUAUUUUGGGGAGACAGGCUCAUACUCUAUAGCAAAGACUGACCUAAAACUCACUAUGUAACUCAAGCUGAUCUCAAACUCACAGUGAUCCUUCUGCCUCAGCCUUCCAAUUGAUGAAUUACAGAUUAUAUCCAAUGCUCUCAAAAAUUACCUUUAAAAUGAGGGAACUGAGGCUCUGAAAGAUUAAUAACGCCAAUCUCUUGAUUUUCCCCCAGUCCCCAGUUGAUUGAUUCAAUGCCCAAGGCUAUGUGUAUACCACUGUAUAUGUGUAUACCUCACUGUAUACCAUAGUCUGACAAGAAAACUCUUGUUUGUACCCCAUGGCCUACUAGCCAAGAAAUGAAGUUCUUUUCUUUGUUAUUAUUCAUUAAAAUAACGGCGACACCA
Molecule: messenger RNA, 4802 nt
Organism: Chionomys nivalis (European snow vole)
Lineage: Eukaryota; Metazoa; Chordata; Mammalia; Rodentia; Cricetidae
Gene: Aadacl3
Product: arylacetamide deacetylase like 3
Exons: 4
Coding region: 113-1339 (408 amino acids)
Cellular component (GO): membrane
Molecular function (GO): carboxylic ester hydrolase activity
Source: RefSeq, a predicted model, not a curated record